This is a messenger RNA of Rhopalosiphum maidis (corn leaf aphid), 886 nucleotides long. RefSeq lists its product as uncharacterized. The coding region runs from base 118 to 744 and encodes 208 amino acids. The record is from RefSeq and is a predicted model, not a curated record. The transcript is spliced from 3 exons. NCBI's taxonomy places the organism in Eukaryota, Metazoa, Arthropoda, Insecta, Hemiptera, Aphididae.
GUAAAUGAUCACGAUAAUAGAUGUUUUAUUUCAUAUUAUAUAUAGGGGAGCUAUACGAUAUAAUGACGGGCAUUCAUAUAGUUUUAUUCAAAGAAUUAUCUCGCUCUUACGAAAAUUAUGAUGGACUCAUCACCGAUGUUUCACAUGUUUAUUGUAACUUCAAUGGUUUUGACUGCAAUGGUCCUAACUACUAAUGGACAGAUAAACCGUUACAUAAAUCCUACGUGGCUGGAAAUGGAUGCUAACAGUGAAUAUUAUCCUGGUGGUGAAGUAAUAAGCCAAAUUCUUCAAGCUUACGGUUUAGGCGAUAAUUAUGGACCUUCACGACUUAGAUCUACCAUUCUUGAUCGGAAUGGUUACAGGAGAUCUUAUCCAAGAAACCGAAUCGUAAAUAAUUUGAACAAUGCAUAUGACUCAGAUCCUUUAUUAACUCAGGAAUACGUUGAUCGUAAUUAUGAUUAUGUUGACAACACAAUCAGGGGUUCUAAUUAUAGGUACAGGAGUAAUUUGAACGAUAUUCCUAGGAGAACAAGGAUUAAUAUGGUUUCAGCGCCGAGGACUACUUAUUAUCCAGCAGAUUACAUAGACCGAGAUUCUGUACAACCACUAUCUUACUCUAGGUCCAGAAUAGUAACCGGAGAUCCGGCCAUGUCCCAGGAAUUAGUAGUACGAGGUCGAGAAACAGCGAGACUUAUCCCAAGAUCUACUGUGGCAACCGAUACAAACGAAAAGCGCAAAGUAUAGAAAAUUUGUAUACGUAUAUUAUGAUUCCAGUGAUUUCCAGUAUAAUGUGUGGAUUGUAUAAAAUUGAAAUUAAAACCAACACGUGAUAUAAUAUUAAAAUUAAAAUACUUGUCCUAUAUAUAUAUAUAUAUUAUGUGUAUAA